CUGCUGGCCUCAAGCAGACCGCUGCUGGCCCGCAUGCGGGCGGUGACAGUACCACAUGCACAUCUCCACCCCGUGGCGCCUUCGACCAUGCAAGCGACGCCGGCACUCGCGAGGGGGAUGAAGGUCAGGUCGUCGGUGAAGAGGAUGUGCGAUGGGUGUGCGGUGGUCAGGAGGAAGGGCAGGAUAUACAUCAUCUGCUCAAAAAACCCGAGGCAUAAACAGGUGCGU
Molecule: messenger RNA, 228 nt
Organism: Fomitopsis serialis
Lineage: Eukaryota; Fungi; Basidiomycota; Agaricomycetes; Polyporales; Fomitopsidaceae
Product: ribosomal protein L36-domain-containing protein
Exons: 1
Biological process (GO): translation
Cellular component (GO): ribosome
Molecular function (GO): structural constituent of ribosome
Source: RefSeq, a predicted model, not a curated record